This is a messenger RNA of Lotus japonicus, 576 nucleotides long. RefSeq names its product protein ULTRAPETALA 1-like. Bases 1 to 576 code for a protein of 191 amino acids. The record is from RefSeq and is a predicted model, not a curated record. NCBI's taxonomy places the organism in Eukaryota, Viridiplantae, Streptophyta, Magnoliopsida, Fabales, Fabaceae. The transcript is spliced from 2 exons. Gene Ontology annotation, cellular component: cytosol; nucleus.
AUGGAAUACACAGGAACAUUGAAACGAAGUAAACAUCUUGUGUUGCAAGAUGAUGGUGGUUAUGUGAUAAAUUUCAAUGAAGAAGAGCUCAAAACCAUCCAAGACUUCAAGAGAGGAAAUGACUAUAUUGAAGUUUAUUGUGGCACUACAAACAAAAAAUACGGAGAUUUUGCUGGGAGGCUAAGAAUCAAUGGGAAAGGCCAAUUUCUCAUCACUUGUCAGUGUUGCUCUGAGUGUACUCUAGAGAAUUUGACUCCAGAAGAAUUUGAGAAACAUGCUGGAAAAGAAGGGGGUGGAAAAUGGAAAAACAACAUCUGGGUUCAUGAGGAAAAAGAGGACAGAGUUCCAAUUUCAAAGACACCUUUGUUACAAUAUUACACACAUCAAGCAAACGUGUCUAACUGGAUAGAUUCUGUGAACCGGAAGCGAAACUUUCACAGGGAUGAAUUCAUUUGCUGUUCAAGCUGCAACAAGAGGCGCAAGUUUCGUCUCAACUGCAGGGACGAAAUCCGCAUCUACCAUGCUGCUAUGAACAACAAAAUGUGGAGUUGUUCUGAUUGGCCUUAUCAGAAGUAA